AUGGAGACAAACAUACACGAAGUGAUUUUAUCUUUGGAAAAGUCCACAACCUUCAAUUUAGGCAUCACCUGGUCGAAUUUGACCAGAGUCACCGGGUUUAUGUUGAGCUCAACGUUGGUCAGAUUGAUAGCGUUUGUGCGGAAAACAGAAAUGUUGUUACCGGUACCACGAAUCACUUCCAAGGAAGGAAGAUUCUUGAGCGAGUCAAUCGAGUCGAACUUGUUGAACCGGAUAUCAAUGCUGACCAGAGAGUCAAGCUGGCUGAAGAAGUAUGGAAGGUCCUUGGAAAGCCGGUUAGCAGCUAGCUGGAGAUCUUCCAAGUUUGUCAGAUUGGACAACGAUUCAGAAAUCGUGGAGAUGUUAUUGUAUGACAAGUCCAGACGUUUGAGUCCUUUGAUCUUUGUGAUUGGUUCUGGUAUGUUUUUGAUGCGAUUUGAUGAUAAAUUUAGACUUUUCAGGCUUUGCAGCUCAGAGAAGUAUGAAGGCAGCGUGGAGAUCCGAUUACAAGCCAAAUUCAACGUGGUCAAAGAAGUCAUCUGUGAGAUCUCUGGCGGAAUCAGCUUGAUAUAG
Messenger RNA from Ogataea philodendri, 570 nucleotides. RefSeq lists its product as uncharacterized. Lineage: Eukaryota; Fungi; Ascomycota; Pichiomycetes; Pichiales; Pichiaceae. The record is from RefSeq and is a predicted model, not a curated record. The coding region runs from base 1 to 570 and encodes 189 amino acids. The transcript has a single exon.